Messenger RNA from Sebastes umbrosus (honeycomb rockfish), 1514 nucleotides. It is a transcript of the gene crybb1l3, whose product is annotated as crystallin, beta B1, like 3. Gene Ontology annotation, biological process: visual perception; lens development in camera-type eye. Gene Ontology annotation, molecular function: structural constituent of eye lens. The record is from RefSeq and is a predicted model, not a curated record. The transcript has 6 exons. Bases 128 to 760 code for a protein of 210 amino acids. Lineage: Eukaryota; Metazoa; Chordata; Actinopteri; Perciformes; Sebastidae.
CGUUUCAUCCCGCAACUGUAACUGUAAGUUUCCACUCUGAGGUCUUCUGACUCUUUAGGAACUGAUAGAAUCAUACUGUGGUUUUCGUGUCUGCUCACACUUUGGACAGAAAGAACCAAAUCUGAUCAUGUCUCACUCAGGUGCUCAAGGUAGCAUUGGCAGCCACUCUGCCACCAUUGGGCUGCGCAAUCACAAGAUAUACCUCUAUGAAUAUGAGAACUUCCAAGGCCGUAGGAUGGACCUGUUCGGAGAGUGCCGUAACCUGUGCGAGAAGGGUUUCGACAGAAUCGGCUCCAUCAGGGUGGAGUGUGGACCCUGGGUGGGUUACGAGCAGCAGAACAUGACUGGUGAGAUGUUCAUGCUGGAGAAGGGAGAGUAUCCCCGCUGGGACACCUGGUCCAACAGCUACAGGUGUGACCGCUUCAUGUCCGUCAGGCCCGUCAAAAUGGAUCCUCAGGAUCACAAGAUUUGCCUGUUUGAAUGUCCAAACUUCGAGGGCCGUAAGAUGGAGGUGUGCGACGAGGAUAUCCCAAGCCUGUGGUCUUACGGCUUCCAGGACCGCGUUGCCAGCAUUCAGGUCACCGGUGGAACCUGGGUGGGCUACCAGUACCCUGGAUACCGUGGCUUCCAGUACGUGUUUGAGAUGGGCCCUUUCAAGCACUGGAACGAGUGGGGAGCCCAGCACCCCCAGAUCCAGUCCAUGCGCAGGGUGAGAGACAUGCAGACGCACCGCAGAGGCUGCUUCGAGAUGACCGCAUAGAGAAGAGUCUAACAGCACACUAACAGGAAGGAAUAUCAGAGGGGUCCGGCUUGCCACGCUGCUAACCAUCCCUUGGAAAUUCUUCAACAGCCACCUAGCCACAUAAGCUAAUGGCUUUUGAAUAUUGUUAUGCUUUUACUGGUAGGAUUCGGGAGUAUGUGGCAUCGUGAAUGAUUCAGACUUCCAGAGUAACUGCAACACCGGUAAAAACUGUAGCAAUGCUCUCUGUCUACGACCUCAUAGAACGAUUACGAACGGGGGGGAUUAUAGGGGAUUAGUUUGUGUUUAUUAGUUUGUUUCAAUGCUAUUAUAACCCUUUUAUUUUAUUUUUAUUUACUAUGUGUUUCUAGCUGACAUGAUGCCAAUUAAAGCGCUCUCCCUCUCCUGGGAUCCACAGAUUUUAGAGAGUAAAGGGAUAAACAAUCAUAUCACUCCUCACAAAGUACUACCAUGGACAGCGCUCAGCUCUGCACAUGCCCUGCAGUAAGUUUGCCCAGCAGAGGGAGGCAAUAGCUCUUCAUCUCAGGCUCACUUCACUGAGAGGAAGAGGAAGAGGGCACCGGCCAGGGAAAGGUGGCUGUGCAGGGUUGUGUUUUGCAGAUGUGAAUAUCUUUUUGGCUGGCCCCAUUCCAGCUCAUUGAUGGGGCUGUCCGGAAGAUUUGCAUUUUACACUUUCUCAGGGAUGCUGGCAUCUGGAAAGCAACUUUCCAAUGAAGAUAAAAUGAAAUAAAAAUAUUAUAAAGGUGAAAGAUCA